Molecule: messenger RNA, 972 nt
Organism: Hemibagrus wyckioides
Lineage: Eukaryota; Metazoa; Chordata; Actinopteri; Siluriformes; Bagridae
Product: odorant receptor 131-2-like
Exons: 1
Coding region: 1-972 (323 amino acids)
Biological process (GO): G protein-coupled receptor signaling pathway
Cellular component (GO): membrane
Molecular function (GO): G protein-coupled receptor activity
Source: RefSeq, a predicted model, not a curated record
AUGUCAGUUUCUAAUGAUAGCACAGCUGAGGUUUUGCUAAUACAUCAGCAAAUGUUCCAAUUUACACUGACUGUGGGAUCAAUAUCAAAAGUUAUUUGUGCAAUUUUAAUGUCUGUGUUCUUUACAUAUUUGAAUGCUAUCAUGGUCUACACUCUUUGCACCAAGCCUGUUUUUAAAGAGAGUCCACGCUACAUUCUGUUUAAGCACAUGCUUCUCAAUGACUCGAUUCAGCUCAUUGUUACCUCUUUGUUGUAUUUUUUAGGUGUAGCCUAUCUCAAACUAGUCGUGGCUGCUUGUGCUUUUUUAGUUUUAGUUUCAAGUACAACUUUCCGUAACGCACCUUUAAACCUGGCUCUGAUGUCAGUAGAGCGUUAUGUGGCUAUAAGCUUUCCUCUAAGACAUGCUGAAAUAGCCACUCAGAAAAGAACUUAUAUUGCCAUUGGAAUAAUUUGGUGUAUGGGUUUGCUGCACUUUCUAAUUGACUUGCUUUAUGUAUUAAUUACAGAUCCUAAUUUUUUUUUUGUAUCAGAAAUAUUUUGCACAAGAGAAAGGCUUUUCAUAAAGCAAUGGCAAUUAGAUGUUUAUCAGGGCUUCAACAUAUUUUACUUUGUGUCAGUGUCUGUGAUUAUCCUUUUCACAUAUAUUAGAAUUUUGAUUACAGCCAGGUCUAUUUCCUCCAAUAAAGACUCUGCUGUGAAAGCCCACAAGACCGUGCUGCUGCACAUCAUUCAGCUGGGCCUGUGCCUUACUUCCUUUCUCUACAGCUUUAUAGAGCGAGCUGCAGCAAUGGCCAGCACCAGCAGCAGCCUCUUCGUUGACAUACGUUAUUUAAACUAUUUGUUUGUGCUGAUCUUGCCACGAUGCUUAAGCCCACUCAUCUAUGGACUUAGAGAUGAUGCUGUAAGGCCCUUAUUCAUCUACUACUUUCGGUGUGCCACAGGCAAACGCAAGUCUACUGUCAAUGUACACUGA